This is a messenger RNA of Cladophialophora yegresii CBS 114405, 3726 nucleotides long. RefSeq lists its product as uncharacterized. Bases 1 to 3726 code for a protein of 1241 amino acids. NCBI's taxonomy places the organism in Eukaryota, Fungi, Ascomycota, Eurotiomycetes, Chaetothyriales, Herpotrichiellaceae. Gene Ontology annotation, molecular function: protein binding; phosphatidylinositol-4,5-bisphosphate 5-phosphatase activity. The transcript has a single exon. Gene Ontology annotation, biological process: phosphatidylinositol dephosphorylation. The record is from RefSeq and is a predicted model, not a curated record.
AUGGCGCAGAACACGGAGGAACGGACAGAUGCCGCUUCUAUAAAACCUGUGUCGUCUCUAAGGUCUCACUUCGAGGGACUCAAGGUCAACCAGCCUCCACCAGGGAGCAUACCGCCCUCUCCGCAGGCACUGAAACCCGUUGACAGGGCCAGUCCAGCUGCACCACAACGAGCCUCUUUUGAUAUACCAAGACCCAUCUCGCCAUGGUCUGGGGUAGCGGGGAGCAUCAAUAAUGGAGGGCCACGAACUCCGAUCAAAGGCUCCGAAUCGCCUCCAAAGCCGGUGCAUAGACGGCCCAUGUCAAUGCUAUUGCAGUCCUCCCCACAACUCACGCCUUCGGUUAAGGUCGACUCACCCCGUUCGCCUCCCCGGACCUACUUCGACCGAAGUAGUUCAAGAUCCCCAGAACGUGUCGACAACACCCCGUUUGGCAAGGUGCGCGAACUGAUAUCCCAACACUCGAGUCGGUCCUCAACACCAGCUCCGCGGGCUCCCAGUGGUGAUAGAUCGGACGCCACGAAAGCGCUGGGAGAGAUGCAAGAAGGCACCGGAGUUCAAGAUGAGAAACCCAAAGCACUGCCGCCACCAGUCAACCGCGCAGAGAAGCCUAAAAUACCACUUAAGCCGAAUACUAUUGCUCUGCCUACCUCUAACAUUCUCCAGCCUGAGGCCCGGAGACCUUCCUUCGAAGCGCGUAUAUCUCCCUUUAGCACACCUCCAAGCAGUGACGAAAGCUCUCCCUCCCGGAGCCCUGAGCCGAUGUCUCUUCCACCACCAAACCGACCGUCACCGGCCGCCCAUGCUACUCCAAAUCCUCCUGAAGUUCUCUCUGGCCGGCCAAAAGAUGCGCGACUACAGGGUUUCUCUCACAUGCCAACGACACUUGGGAAAAUGGAUGCGAGAAGUGCUGGGUUCUCACAGCCCGAACCGCGACCACCCAGCCAAGGAGCAAGUCUACCUGCUAGGGCAAACACGGUUUCCGAAAAGCCUACCAAAGACCCUCGCGAAUUAGGGUUUGUGAAUGGAAAGCCAACGCAGCGGCAUGUCUCUGAGACGAUAAGACACACUCCUUCCCCUGCUCUGUUUGCUCCUUCACAGCCGUCGCGGACAACUCCUGCUCGCGAUGCUCGUACGCUUGGAUUCUCCGGUGCGCUUCCACCAAAUGUCGAAAAGAUUGUAGAAGAGCCACAUCCGGGUCUUCCCCCAAGACGCGCUGUCGAGCCUCCGCCACGUCCCUCGAACGAGUCCAAGCACACUACCCGACCUGUACAGCCUCUACCAAGCCUCAUCGCCAACUCAGAUCGCUUCAAGAAACCCUCAACAAUCCAGCCCGUCUCCCGCACGCCGAGUAUGCCUGUAGACCAACAUUUCCCACCGCCACCGAAGCGGACGAGUGUUGAUCUCCCUCCCAUUACGCACCGUUCUCAGACCUUUAGUGGCGAUGUUGCUAGGCGACCUGGCCCACAGGCAACAACGGACGAUUCCGACGAGACUGAGGAGACGUUGGAGGAACCGGCUACUUCCAGAUCCGAGUAUCCGGAUGCAACCCAUACCAACAGGCGGCCUCCGUACAGUAAAGCUAGUUUGUGGGAGAUUGGCACAAAAUCAGAUUCCCGGCUUGCCGAGGUGUGUGGCCAGUACUUAUGUACGGCCGGUUAUGUCACGCGGGUCUUCGAUAUGGCCACGGGGGAGCAGAUCAUGAGCAUCAACCAUGGUGAGACGGUCAAGGUGUCCGGUAUGGCAUUCAAGCCGGCCGCCGAACUAGCACAGGAAGGCACCAGACUGUGGCUCGGCAUGAACACUGGAGAACUGAUGGAAGUUGAUGUUGCGACCCACACGGUCACAACAACGAACUCAUCACAUAACCGCCGUGAGAUUGUGCGGAUACUUCGCAACAGGAGGGACCUGUGGACCAUCGACGACGAAGGAAAACUGUUUGUCUGGAAAGCUGAUGAGACUGGAGUGCCAAAUCUCAAAUAUAGCCACAUCUCCCACAAGCUCCCCAGGGGUCACACAUUCUCUAUGGCGGUCGAUGGAAGACUGUGGUAUGCCUCGGGCAAAGAGAUCCGGGUAUACAAACCGGGAAAUGAAAGCACCUUUGCUGCUCUGACCGAUGCACUAUACCAGCCCGGCAAUGGAGAUGUCACCUGUGGAACUCACUCGAAUGAAGGUGGUGGAAGGGCAUAUUUCGGACAUAUUGACGGCCGAGUGUCCAUCUAUUCAACCAAAGACUUCUCUGUGAUUGCAAACGUCAAAGCCAGCGACUACAAAAUCAACAACCUGGCAUACGUUGGCGAGAAGUUAUGGGCAGCUUUUAAGACAGGGAUGGUCUAUGUGUACGACACCCGCAGUUUACCCUGGAAAACACAGAAAGACUGGAAAGCGCAUGACGGGCCGGUGACUCAGCUCCUGUUCGACCCAAGCAGUGUCUGGACACUUCAACAAUUGCAAGUCGUGACAAUAGGGCAUGACAACUUCGUGAGGUUGUGGGACGCUGCGCUCGAGGACGACUGGAUCGAAAGCGAGAUGAUGCAGCGCGAUGUGGAAUAUUGCUCAUUCCGAGAGUUGCGGGCCGCAGUCGUGACGUGGAACGCUGGAGCGUCUACACCCUACGACUUGAGGGAGGAUUUCAUUGCCGAUGCGAUCCAUGCCAGCGAUCCGCCGGAAAUAUUGGUAUUCGGCUUCCAAGAAGUCGUUGACCUGGAGGACCGGACGGUGACGGCCAAGAGCAUUUUCAGCUUUGGGAAGAAGAAAGACACGGUCAAGACGGAGCAACACCAGACUCGAGUCUAUCGGGAAUGGCGCGACUACCUCAGCAAAGUGAUUAGCCGAUCCACCAGUGCUCAUCAUGCCUAUUCGGAACUGCAUACCUCGAGCUUGAUCGGACUAUUCCAAUGUGUCUUCAUCAGACAAGAGGAGCAAGUCAAUGUGCGAAAUUUGCAGGCUGCCAGCGUCAAGCUUGGCUUGAAAGGUCAUUAUGGCAACAAAGGGGCGCUCGUCACGCGCUUCGUCCUCGACGACAGUUCAGUGUGCUUUGUCAAUUGUCACCUUGCAGCUGGCCAGAGAAAUACGUCACAUCGAAACAACGACGUCGCAAGCAUUCUCGAAGCUGAAGCCCUUGACGCAGAGCCUGAUGCAGAUGCCCGAAGUUCGCUUUAUGUCGGAGGUGGUGACGGCACUCAGAUUCUUGACCAUGAGAUCUGCAUCCUCAACGGCGACCUGAACUACCGCAUUGACGCUAUUCCCCGGGACACCGUGAUUGCGAUGAUCAAACGCAAUGAAUUAGCCAAACUGCUUGAGCGGGACCAGAUCAUGGUUUCUCGUCGUCGUGUCUCAGGAUUUCGUCUGGCUCAGUUUGUGGAGCUACCCAUCACGUUUGCGCCAACGUACAAGUACGAUGUUGGAACGGACAGGUACGACACAUCGGAGAAGAAGCGCGCGCCUGCGUGGUGCGAUCGACUCCUCUAUCGUGGACCUGGGCGUGUCAUGCAACUCGAAUAUCGACGCCAUGAGGUACGCACAAGCGAUCAUCGUCCCGUUAGCGGCAUCUUCAAGCUGCGCAUCAAGACCAUUGAUACGCGGAAGCGGGCCAAAGUCAUGGAGGAUUGUUACCAGAGAUUUAAGGAGGUCCGCCGGCGGAUGGCAGAAAAGGCGAGCGUAGAUUACCUGGUUACCGCCCUGGGUGUUGGCGAGCAGGAAGCCAGAAAGCUGAUAGUCGCCAGGUAA